Messenger RNA from Verticillium dahliae VdLs.17, 1422 nucleotides. RefSeq names its product type-1 proteins geranylgeranyltransferase subunit beta. Bases 1 to 1422 code for a protein of 473 amino acids. NCBI's taxonomy places the organism in Eukaryota, Fungi, Ascomycota, Sordariomycetes, Glomerellales, Plectosphaerellaceae. The record is from RefSeq and is a predicted model, not a curated record. The transcript has 3 exons. Gene Ontology annotation, molecular function: CAAX-protein geranylgeranyltransferase activity. Gene Ontology annotation, biological process: protein geranylgeranylation. Gene Ontology annotation, cellular component: CAAX-protein geranylgeranyltransferase complex.
AUGGCCGGCCCCGCGGAACAAGCUCCCCUCGACAAGGAGCGCCAUCUCCGCUACUGGCAGCGCUGCUACCGCAGCUUCCUCCCGACCCAGUACACGAGCCACGACAGCAUCCGCAUGGCCCUCGGCUUCUUCAUCGUCGCCGCCUUUGACAUCCUCUCGCCGGCCACAUCCUCGGGCGAACCGCACGCCCUGACGCCGUCCGACCGCUCCAAGAUCCGCAAGUGGGUGCUGAGCCAGCAGCACGUCGGCGGCGGGUUCAGCGGCGCGCCGAGCCACACGUUGCCGGCGGAGCUCUGCUGGGGCUACGACCUUGAGACGAACAAGCCCGCGUUCAAGCACCCGGACGUGUCGACCAUUGCUGCCACCUACUUUGCGCUGCUGCUGCUCGCGCUCGUCGAGGACGGUACACGGGAAGGGGGCAAAGGGGCGUUUGCAGGGGUGGACCGUGUCGGGAUCCUGCGCUGGCUGCGGCGGCUGCAACGAGAGGAUGGAAGCUUCGGGGACGUGCUCGUGGAGAACGGUGCCAUUUCUGGCGGUCGAGAUAUGAGGCUCUGUUACCUGGCCGCCACGAUUCGAUGGUGCCUGCGAGGCGAUGUCAAGGAGGGCGAGCCCGGCUGGGUGGAGGACAUUGACGUCGACGCACUGAUAGGGCAUAUUCGGCAAGGCCAGACGUACGAUGGCGGGGUAGCGGAGAGCUCGCAGCAUGAGGCACAUGCUGGAUAUGCUUACUGUGCUAUUGGCGCAUUAUACAUGCUCGACAGGCCUCUGGAAAGCACGGAUGAUUCAUUCGACAGCGAAGCGCUGCGUAAGGGCGUCAUUGACCGGGAGGGCCUGAUCAAGUUCCUCGUGCACCGGCAGUUCGCGUACCUCGAGAGGCAAGAACAGGACGCAGAGGAGAAUGACCCCGAUGUCGCCAACUUUGCUCUCCCUCGAAACCUCGCAGACCUCUCGCUCGAGGAGAACAAGCACUUUGUAGGGUUCAACGGAAGAUGCAACAAGGUCGCGGAUACCUGCUACUGCUGGUGGGUCGGCGGGACCCUCGCUACCGGCCUCAUCGCCAAUGCGCCGUCCCGCAACUUCCUUCUGUCCAAGACGCAGCAUAUUAUCGGCGGCUUUGCCAAGUACCCCGGCGGACCACCAGACGUCCACCACGCGUACCUCGGACUCGCCGCCCUUGCCACCAUGGGCGAUUCGUCCCUGCGCGACUUUGACGCUGGGUUGUGCGUCAGCACGGAAACGGUCGACAAGAUUCGCGCUGCAAGGGCGGCUUUGACUGCGUCCGGCCGUCAACCAGAGGCUGCGGCUGGCAUUGCUGGCGCUGGUGUGAAUUUUUGGAAGGGCAAGCAGGCGACGUGGCCGAAGAACACACUUGGCGAAGACGUCAACACGCGGCUCAGCGCAGCGCUCAAGGCGCUCGGAUGA